Molecule: messenger RNA, 6937 nt
Organism: Cannabis sativa
Lineage: Eukaryota; Viridiplantae; Streptophyta; Magnoliopsida; Rosales; Cannabaceae
Exons: 9
Coding region: 211-6753 (2180 amino acids)
Biological process (GO): defense response; signal transduction
Molecular function (GO): protein binding; ADP binding
Source: RefSeq, a predicted model, not a curated record
UAUAAUACAUAUAUUAAAAUUUCCACAUUAUGUGCUUCUUUUUUUCUUUCUUUCUUUCUUUUCUACACUUUUUAAAAAGCUUAAAGCAUUAAGCUUUACAGCAUCACUGUCCAUUAUGAGGAUUAAUUGAACUUUUCACACCUAAAAUUUUUUGUAUAUGAAGCUGAAUAUUAAUGGGAAUUAAUACAUAAGAGUGUUGUUUUUAUUAUCAUGGCUUCAAUGAAGGAAUCAUGGAAGUUUGAUGUGUUCCUCAGCUUUAGAGGUGAAGACACAAGAAAGAGCUUUACUGAUCAUUUGUACAGUGCUUUGGAAAAGAAGGGAAUUCAUACUUUUAGAGAUGAUGAUAAGCUCAAGAGAGGGAACAGCAUUGCUCCUGAGCUAUUGAAAGCAAUCGAAGAAUCGAGAUUUGCCGUUGUUGUUUUCUCACCAAACUAUGCCUUCUCAAAAUGGUGUUUGGAGGAGGUUUCAAAGAUUACAGAUUGCAGACACAAAAUGGGACAGAUUGUUUUUCCGGUUUUUUAUCAUGUGGAUCCGUCGCAUGUUAGAAAGCAAACAGGUCUUUUCGGGGAGGCCUUUGCUAAGCAUGAUGAUGAAUCUUUGAAAGAUCAUAGUUUUGAGAAGGUGAAGAAGUGGAGAACAUCUCUUUUUGAGAUAGCUAAUCUCUCUGGAUGGGAUUUGAAAGAGAGGCCUGAGUCAGAAGUUAUUGAUGAGAUUGUUAAAGAAAUCUUUACCUUAUUGAAUAGCUCAUCAUUGAGUAGUUGUGUAAGUGAUGGGGAGUUAGUUGGAAUGAGUUCUCGAACGGAAAAACUGUUGUCGUGCUUGGACACCGAGGCAUCUGAUGUUCGUGCAAUAGGAAUAUGGGGGAUGGGCGGGAUUGGAAAAACCACGCUUGCUCAAGAAGCUUUUAGAAAGAUUAAACAUAAGUUCGAUGCAAGUUGCUUCAUUGACAAUGUUAGAGAGGAGUCUGAGAGGCACGGCCUUCGCCAUUUGCAAGAGAAACUUUACUACUUCUUGCUUGAAAGCGAGGCAAAAGUAGAGUUUGUUCGAACGGGAGUCCAUGUUUUGAGAGACAGACUUCGUUGUAAAAAAGUACUUAUUGUUCUUGAUGAUGUUGAUAAGUUAGACCAAAUAGAAGCUUUAGCUGGAAAAGGUGACUUUGGUGGCAAAGGGAGUAGAAUCAUUGUAACAACAAGAGACAAGCAAUGGUUGAAAAGGUUUGGAGAAAAUAAUGUUUAUGUAUAUGAGAUUGAUAAGUUGUCUAAGGAAGAAUCUCUUAGGCUUUUUUGCAAGAAAGCCUUCAAGAAUAACCACCCUGCAGAUGAAUUUAUAGAGAAAACUAACAAGGUUGUGAAAUAUGCUGAUGGACUUCCUUUGGCUCUUCAAGUUUUGGGGUCUUUUUUGUUUGAAAGAAGUGAGGAAGAAUGGUCAAGUGCAUUAGAAAGACUUGGGAAAUAUCCUGAAAAUGACAUUUUUGGUCCUCUCAAAGUAAGUUUUGAUGGAUUAAAGCAUUCAGAGAAGAAAAUGUUUUUGGAUAUUGCUUGUUUUUUCAAGGGAGAGAGCGAAAUUCGGGUGAAAAAGAUUUUAGAAUGCUGCGAAUGCUAUCCGGGUAUCGAUUUAAAAGUAUUGACAGAAAAAUCUAUGGUAACUAUUGUUGGUGACAAAAUAUGGAUGCAUGAUCUCUUACAAGAAUUAGCUAAGCAAAUUGUAAGUGAAGAAUCUCCUCAAGAGCCCGGGAAGCGCAGCAGGCUUUUCCUUCAUAGGGAUGUUCAUGAAAUACUCGAUAAGAACUCAGGAACAAAAGCUGUUGAAGGCAUCUUUUUCGUAUCGCCUAAACAAGAAGAAAUUCUUUUGAAUGAUGACCCAUUCUUGAACAUGUGUAAGCUAAGAUUGUUGAAGAUUUCUAAUGUCAAAAUUUCUGGUUAUCUUGGAUAUCUUUCUCAUGAGUUGAGACUUUUGGAAUGGCAUAGAUAUCCUUUGACAUCUAUGCCAUCAAGUUUCAAACCCGAAAAUCUUGUUGAACUCAACAUGUCAAACAGUUGCAUUAAAGAACUAUGGAACCAAAACAUGGUACUAGAAAAGUUAACAUUGAUCAAUCUUAGCAACUGUCACAACUUGACCAAGACUCCAAAUUUCAACACAACCCCAAAUCUUGAAAAAUUGAUUCUUGCAGGCUGCAAAAAACUAUCAAUGAUUCACUCAUCCAUUGGAUUUCUCAAGAGACUUGUUUUACUGAAUCUAAAAGAUUGUGAAUCAAUCAAAACACUCAUCAAUGAGAUGAGCUUAGAAUCUCUCAAGACAUUAAUUCUUUCGGGAUGUUCAAGGCUCAACAAAUUUCCAGAGAUUGUGGGAAAAAACAACAUGAAAGAGUUAACACAACUUCAUUUGAAUGGGACAGCCAUAACCGAAUUACCAGACUCAAUCAAGUUCUUGAGUGGCCUCACUUUGUUGAAUCUUAAAGAUUUUAAAAAACUUGAGAGUCUUCCACACAACAUUUGUAGUAGUUUGAUUAAUCUUACAACUCUUAACAUCUCAGGCUGUUCAUGUCUUGACCACUUGCCCGAAAAUCUUGGUAGUUUGGAGUGUUUGGAAGAGCUUUAUGCAAGUAAAACCGCCAUAAGACAAGUACCUUCCUCAAUCACACAACUAAAGAGCCUAAAGCAAUUAUCUUUUCGCGGAUGCAGUGACAUCAUCAUGUCGGGUAACAAGCUAUGGUUCUCCCUCAUUUGUAGUUGUUUGUUUCAUGUAACAACAACAAAACAAGAAGGCUCUGAAUCCGUCGGGGGCUUGAUGUUACCUAACUCAUUUUCGGGUUUAGUCUCUUUGAAAUCAUUAGAUUUAAGCAAAUGCAAUCUACAAGAAGAAGAUAUACCGGACGAUUUUUGGGAGUUGAGAUCAUUAGAGCUACUUGAUUUGAGUGAGAACAAUUUUAAGAGCUUACCAAGUAAAAUGUUUGAACUUUCUAAGCUGAGAGAACUUAGAUUGAAUGGUUGUGACAAUCUUCAAUCAUUGCCAAUAGUUUCUCCUAGUGUCAAAUAUGUCCAUGCUCGUGAUUGUACUCAACUAAAAGAUCUAGAUGGAACUAUUGUAUGGACAACAUCUAAUGGUUUUUGUGUUAUAGAUUUUCGAAAAUCGAAGUUGGGUACAGAAGGCAAAGAAUACAGAGUUGGAGUAUCAAGAGAACAUUUUUACCCCCUACUUCAUACAUCAUGUGAGGAUGAUAUUUAUAGAGGAGAAGCAUUUGGAAAUGUUCUUUCCCAAGCUACAAUUCCUUAUUGGUGCAGUUACUCAAGUAGUGAAUCUUUUGUUACAAUUCAACUACCACCAGAUUUGAAUAAUCAUAUCAUGAGUACAUGGAUGGGACUUGCCUUAUGUAUUGUUUUCCAAGUACAAGAAAAACAAGAAAAUAAUACUAACAAUUCAACAAGGUAUAGUUGUCAUUUUACAACAGAGGAAGAUUUCAUUGAAAUUCCUCUUGGUAUUUUCAAUGUGAAAGAACACAACAAUAGUUGUGUUUGUAAAUAUAUACCAAGAGAAUCUUUUGAAGGGCUUUUGGAUAAAGCAAGUCAUGUUGUAGCUUCUAUAAAAUUGAUUAAUAGUACUACUAAUUGUGUGAGUGUGAAAAUGUGUGGGGCACAAUUAAUUUAUGAGAAAAAUGUGAAAGAGUUUGUGAGAGACUUGUAUCCUAUGCCUAAUGAUGUACAAAGUUAUGUUACUCAUUGUCAAGAAUUGGUUGAUGAUGUUACUAAAAAUCCAUCUGUUGGUGAGAUUGAAUCUAUGACAAGGGAACGAACUAUGAUUGACAAGAUUGAAUCUGUUGUUAAGCAAGUUUCGGGUGAAGAAAGAACUAAUUUGAAUGAGUCAUCAAGUCAUUGUGAAGCGGAACAACAACUGGCUACUUCAUCGAAUCGAUUCUUGCUUCGAGUACAUGAUUCAGUAGGGUUAUGUAGUGAACAAGAAUGCAAAAGUAUGCCUCACAACGCGGAGUUGAGAAUGAAACUUCAUUCAUUGCUUUCGAGACUUUUUCAGAAAAACAAUGCAGCUAAGUUCGAUUUCGGAUGCAUUUUCCCUCUAGAAGCUAUUUUGCCUUGGUUCGCGUAUCAAUGUGUUGGACGCCAAAUCUUUUGUUGUCUUUCUCCAAACUUAUUGGAGAACAAGAAAUGGUUAGGAUUCGGUCUCUAUGUUAUGUUUCGUACUAAAAACAUUGAUAAUAAUUUGGUCACAAAAUCAUCAUCUUCUUCUUCACUUGUUGUUCAUUUACGUAUGGAGCCAAGUGGGAUGCAACACAAGACUCAAUUUCUCAUCAAACAAGAUUAUUUAGUACAACAACAACAACAACAUGGUCUUGUUGUACUCAAUGUGCCACGUGUCCAUUUCAUAGAAAUGUUGAGUAAGAAUGGUGGUGGUUGUGGUGGGUAUGUUAGUGCUUUGUUUGCCAUCUCAGAUAAUCAAUUUGAGAUUGAAAUUUGUGGGAUUCGUAAAGUGUACGAGAAUGAUGUGGAAAAUUUUGUCCAAACAAUUAUUGACUGCACCAUGCAGAGUCCACGUGUACAUCAUGAGAUUUAUUGUCAAAUAUUUGAAGACAUGGAGAAGAAGGUUUUUCAUGAAGAAGAAAAGGCUUUUGAUUUGGGUUACUAUUAUUCAGUUUUACCAAGGGAGCAUCAACAAGUAGAAGAAAUGGAUAGUAUUUCAACUAUGAGCAGCAGUCAAUAUUUCAUUACAAAAUAUUAUCAGAGCUUUGACCAAAUGUUGAAGUACAAUUCAUGCUUUCCUUCAAUUGAAAUUCCAAACUUGUUUGAGCAUCAAAACAAUAAUCCUUCAAUUGAAAUCCAAGUAUCCACAAGCACAGAGAAACAAUGGAUUGGAUUAGCAUUGUGUGCUUAUUUUUCAGUUGAAGAAGAAGAAGAAGAGUCUUAUCAAAACAAUUCUCCAUUCCUUCAUUGUCAUUUGGAAACUAAUGAAGGUUUUCUAGAGUCUCUUCACUCUUACCAAACCACAAAUGAAGAAACCAAGUGGUUAUCUCAUGUGGGUGGAUUCAUUUGGUUAUCUUACAUACCAAUUGGAUCAUUCUCAGAACAGCUUAUCACAUUCAUUGAAGCUUCAUUUGUAAGUGAAAGCUCUUACUUGUUGGUCAAGAAAUGUGCAAUCCAUUUGGUUUAUGAUCAACAAGAAUUUGAGCAAACCAUACUCUAUUCCUUGAUGAAUUGUGGUCUAAUGGAAGAAGAAACACUUGUAGAUUUCGAUGAAUCUGUUUUCGACAACUCAACAAACUCGAAAGAAUCAGAACCUAGUUAUAUUCUUCUAAACAUAGAAGCUCAAACUCCAAUCAAGGAAUCUAAUUCAAUGGAAGAAUGGAUAGUAAAGUUGGAGAUUUUUCUUCAUAAGUACUUGAAUCUUUCUGUGAUAAUAAGGCUUAGUAUUGCAGAUGGUGAAAUUUCAUACAUACCUUGCUUUCAUCCUUAUUUCGGAUUUAACUUUUGUUUCGCUAGAAAGAACAUAUUAGACUGGUUUAAACAUCAGACUCAUGAGUCCAAGCUGAGAAUGCAAAUACCACAAAAUCUAUAUGAUGAUGAAAAUUGGAGAGGGGUUAUGGUAUGUGCUGCAUUUUCUGUUAUUGAACAUCCCGGUACUACUGUCUUCGACACAAUUCAUUCUGUUCCCUUUAAGGAUUUUCACCUUGUGUGCGAUUUCAACUUGGGGGAAGAGAACACAUGUCUAAGGGUUAAACCUGUUCGCUACAAGAAAGAUAUUUUCAAGUGGUUAGUUCUUCGCGGUUUCAUUUGGUUAGUGUACAUUCCCCAUACUGCAUUUACGAAAUCUUUGAAUGAAGUAAGGUAUGUCGAGGCUAAAAUGCAUAGCUUCGAUUGCCAUGGCUUGGCGGUUCAGAGGUGUGGAAUGCGCCUUCUUUAUCAACAUGAGGUGAAAGAGUUUAAACAAGAAAUAGUCAAGUGUGUGAGCUCCUUCUUUGAUGAUUUGGAUCCCAUACUUCUACAUAUGAGAGAUGAGAAGAUGAAGAAAUCCCCUGAUUUCAACAGCAUUGCUCAAUGGAAUCAAAGAACUGAUGUUGAGCUAUUAGUAGUAGAUUUUCAUCAUAAUACCAUAUUUAACUCAUGUUUCACUUCAACUGAAAUUCUUGAGUGGUUUAGGAAUUAUACAAUAGGCCCUUCAGUCAAACUUGAGCUGCCUACUUCUACUACUCUAUUGUCAGAUGAAAAUUGGCUUGGAUUAGCAUUAUGUGCAUACUUUACUGAUCUUGAUCCUCAUCAUCCAAACAUAGGAGAAUGUUCUUCUCCUCACCAUCUUAUUUGUCAGUUACAAACUGAUAGAGGCAAUUUAGAACAUCCUCAUGUUCACCGAACAACCAAUGAAGAAUUCAGAUAUUUAGACCACGAAGGCCGAUUCAUUUGGCUUUCCUACAUACCAAGAGGGUGGUUUUCGGAUGAGCAGCAGCAGCUAAAUGAUUGCAGUGUCAUCGAGGCUUCAUUUGCGAGUGAUAGUGGAAGAAGCUUGCGAGUGGAAAAAUGCGGCCUCUGCCUUUUGUUUCGACAUCAAGAGGAUGAGUUUAAGAGAACAAUUGCUCAUUGCAUGAAAUCAUCAUCACAAAAUGAAGAUCUUGUUUGUUCAAUGCCUCACAAUGGUUGUGAGGCAAGUACUAGUAGCUGCAGCAGCACUACUAAGGUGGAUUCUCACCCGAAAAGAUCAGAAACACCUAAUCCUACAAGUGUUAAAGGUAAGGAGAAGCUUGUUUCCGAAUAAUAUAAGGAUAUAAUUCUUGAUCAACCUCUCUUGUUAUCAUUAAAAGGGCUUGCAAGUCUGUAAUUCUCAAUCAACUUCUUGACUUUAAGCAUAGUUAUCUUAACAUUUUUUUGUUAUUAUUUUAGGUCCUAAUUAAGUAUGAAUUGUUAGGGAAAAUUACAUAGUAAUACACCAUUUAUUAUUG